Molecule: messenger RNA, 4841 nt
Organism: Macaca mulatta (Rhesus monkey)
Lineage: Eukaryota; Metazoa; Chordata; Mammalia; Primates; Cercopithecidae
Gene: TRIM26
Product: tripartite motif containing 26
Molecular function (GO): protein binding; zinc ion binding
Source: RefSeq, a predicted model, not a curated record
UGCCACCACAACCGGCUAAUUUUUGUAUUUUUAGUAGAGACGGGGUUUCACCAUGUUGGCCAGGAUGGUCUCGAUCUCCUGACCUCGUGAUCCGCCGACCGCGGCCUCCCAAAGUGCUGGGAUUACAGGCGUGAGCCACCGCGCCCGGCGGCACAGCAUUAUUUAAGGAGCAUCUUAAACACACUUUCUUCCCACAGCAUCAACUAAAAAAGCAGGUAUCAAGAGGGUCUAGGUAGGACGUGCUGAGACCACCUCCAGAGCACAGGCCCGCCAGAGUUGCACUCAGCAGGUGAAGUCUACACUACUCCCAACCUGGAGAGGCAGCGUGAGUUAUACUGCUGGACCAAGGGGAAAAAGACAAAAUGCAGGGCUGAGGGAGAAGGGAAGGACAAGGGAUGUUAAAUGUGGGCGUGGUUUCUUCUGAAUGUCCCGCCCACUCCACCACACUUUGCUUAAAUACAGUGCAAAUUUCCCUACCCCCAGCGGAGGAGGGGUGAAGAUUCGGCAGGUUUUAGGGUCUAGGACCCUGAGCUCCUCCAUUCAUGAAUACCCAAACAACUGUAGCCCACCCUCUCACCACUGCCUAGGCGGGCGAACAGUGUCCUCAGCUAGAUCUCCACCCUUAGGAGCAGGGCACUGGCUGACCCGGAGAACCUGCGCCGCCUCUUCCCAGCCUGCUGCCAGCCCAGUGCACGAGUUGAACGCCGCUGCCGCCUGGCUGGCCGGGGAAGACGGGGAUCUUGACGCAGCGGUGCCUGGGAUACGGCAACAGCAGCACAGGGCAUGGCCCUGCAGCUGGACUGGACGCGGCGGCUGCAGGCAGAGCAGGAAGCGAGCGCAGGCUGGGCAGCGGCGUACGCUUUGGCGGCGUCAGCUUCCGGGGCCGUGGGCGGGGGCGCGCCCGAGCCUCGUGGAAACCUCCCCACCAAGGACCCUGGGAACCCGUGUCUCGGCCCGCUUUGCAGCCUCUGGUUUCUAAAUUCAGCGUCAAGGAGCGGAAACAACCCCCCUGAACUGGGCCCAGACCCUUAAGCUCCUGGAACCUCAGUUUUUCCUUCCGUCGAAUGGCGACAAUGGCUGUCUGAUUGAACGUUAUUUUACCUAGGAAGUUAUAAUUUUAGUAAAUAAGUCUCAGAGUAUUAGCUUGCUAAAAUCCUGCUUUGUCCUGGAUGCAAAUUUAGGCCACGUUAGGGGAAGGGACUUCGUAUUUAAUGUUGAGCACCUGGCAAGCGCCACCUUCGCCUCAAAUUGCCCUCGGACCCUGAUCCAGCACAAGGCCAGAGUUGGGCAGUGAGGGGUCUCGAGAGGUGCAAAGGGGAUUAUUGCACUCUCAAGAGUCCUACGUAGGGGCCUCCUAAGCCUUAGGAUUUGAUCCCUUAUACCGUGUAACAGGCCACCCCUAUUACGCGCCAAACUCAGGCUGCGGCUCUUGGCGCAGCCUCUGUCCCGCCUGAUUUCAGUUUCCAUUUCGCUGCCCUUGGUGCCCCACCGCCCGCGGCUGGCUGGGGAUUUGCCCGGUGAUCAGUGACGUAAAAGAAACUAAGGUUCCUAUUGGAAGGCGGAGUUCGGCAGGAGCCAAUCCUGGGGCUGGUCCGGGAGAAAUCUCGGCGAAGGGCCCCGAAUAGCCGGGAGAUUACGGGGCGGGGACGAGCUGUCGCGCUGGUUGUUCGUGGAGGACUGGGACCCGGAACAGACCGCCGCGAGAGAGGAGGGGCCCGGGCCGGGAUUCGGGGCCCGGAGCUCGGGACCGGAGAAGAAGUCCUCACCAGUGAACGGAGACCUCUCUGAACUGAGGAUACCAUGGCCACAUCAGCCCCACUACGGAGCCUGGAAGAGGAGGUGACCUGCUCCAUCUGUCUCGAUUACCUGCGGGACCCUGUGACCAUUGACUGUGGCCACGUCUUCUGCCGCAGCUGCACCACAGACGUCCGCCCCAUCUCAGGGAGCCGCCCUGUCUGCCCACUCUGCAAGAAGCCUUUUAAGAAGGAGAACAUCCGACCCGUGUGGCAGCUGGCCAGCCUGGUGGAGAACAUUGAGCGGCUGAAGGUGGACAAGGGCAGGCAGCCGGGAGAGGUGACCCGGGAGCAGCAGGACGCGAAGUUGUGUGAGCGACACCGAGAGAAGCUGCACUACUACUGCGAGGACGACGGGAAGCUGCUGUGCGUGAUGUGCCGGGAGUCCCGGGAGCACAGGCCCCACACGGCCGUCCUCAUGGAGAAGGCCGCCCAGCCCCACAGGGAAAAAAUCCUGAACCACCUGAGUACCCUAAGGAGAGACAGAGACAAAAUUCAGGGCUUCCAGGCAAAGGGAGAAGCUGAUAUCCUGGCGGCGCUGAAGAAGCUCCAGGACCAGAGGCAGUACAUUGUGGCUGAGUUUGAGCAGGGUCAUCAGUUCCUGAGGGAGCGGGAGGAACACCUGCUGGAACAGCUGGCGAAGCUGGAGCAGGAGCUCACAGAGGGCAGGGAGAAGUUCAAGAGCCGGGGCGUCGGGGAGCUCGCCCGGCUGGCCCUGGUCAUCUCCGAACUGGAGGGCAAGGCACAGCAGCCAGCUGCAGAGCUCAUGCAGGACACGAGAGACUUCCUAAACAGGUAUCCACGGAAGAAGUUCUGGGUUGGGAAACCCAUCGCUCGAGUGGUUAAAAAGAAGACCGGAGAAUUCUCAGAUAAACUCCUGUCUCUGCAGCGAGGCCUGAGGGAAUUCCAGGGGAAGCUGCUGAGAGACUUGGAAUAUAAGACAGUGAGUGUCACCCUGGACCCACAGUCGGCCAGUGGGUACCUGCAGCUGUCAGAGGACUGGAAGUGCGUGACCUACACCAGCUUGUACAAGAGUGCCUACCUGCACCCCCAGCAGUUUGACUGUGAGCCUGGGGUGCUGGGCAGCAAGGGCUUCACCUGGGGCAAGGUCUACUGGGAAGUGGAAGUGGAGAGGGAGGGCUGGUCUGAGGAUGAAGAAGAUGGGGAUGAGGAGGAAGAAGGAGAAGAGGAGGAAGAGGAAGAGGAGGCCGGCUAUGGGGAUGGAUACGAUGACUGGGAAACAGACGAAGAUGAGGAAUCGUUGGGCGAUGAAGAGGAAGAAGAGGAGGAGGAAGAGGAGGAAGUUCUGGAAAGCUGCAUGGUAGGGGUGGCCAGAGACUCUAUGAAGAGGAAGGGAGACCUCUCCCUGCGGCCAGAGGAUGGCGUGUGGGCACUGCGCCUCUCCUCUUCCGGCAUCUGGGCCAACACCAGCCCCGAGGCCGAGCUUUUCCCAGCACUGCGGCCCCGGAGAGUGGGCAUCGCCCUGGAUUAUGAAGGGGGCACUGUGACUUUCACCAACGCAGAGUCACAGGAACUCAUCUACACCUUCACUGCCACCUUCACCCGGCGCCUGGUCCCCUUCCUGUGGCUCAAGUGGCCAGGAACGCGCCUCCUGCUGAGACCCUGAACCCUGACAUCUGCCCCUGGCCCCACACCCUCAGAUGCUUCACUUCUUUGGAAUUCCAGGACUCUCAAUGGGGGGAAGGGAUGCCUGGCCUGAGCACCUGGAGCAGGGGACCCCAUAUCCACUGGCAGCCACCUCCCCGUCGCUCUGGCCCCCUGAGGUCUCACUCAGUGCUGUUGCUCCAUCUACUGCCCUAAUGGGGCUCUUCUCCCACCUCCUGCUGGUGUCCCGAGGGAACUUCUGACCCUGGAGCCCAUGAGGGCUCCUUUCCUUUUUGACCACUACCUUGGCCCCGGCUCUGCACUCUCUGUGGAGUAAGGGCCUGACACAGCAUUUUCUUGCCCACCGUGGCAAGACCUUGGAAAAAACAGUUGAUUAUGCCUAAGAUCAUUUUGCUGUCCUUAAACCCUACAGGUUCCUUCUUGCACAAAUCCACUCUGGUGCCCGCCUUCCCUGGCGUUUUAAACAGACCGACCCCACCCCAUCUCAGAGUUAAGCAUACACGGCAAUGCUGAAAAUAAACAAUGAAAAUCCACUGAGGCUUCCCAAGCCAUUUAAGGCCUGGAGUACCAGCGCAUAUCAUCUCAUGGGGUCCAGAGUGGAGUCCAGGCUUCUCUGAAACCAGGGCUGAGCAUAUUUCCAUAGCCAAGGAUGUGGGACUUCGUGGAGCUAUCUGUGGUCUUAGAGAAGGAUCCAGACAUACACGGCUUUGGGGUACCAGCUGUGAUCACUGAUCAAUAAAUUAUCUCUGGAUUGGUCCUUGUGGGGGGAGUUUUAAGAAUCCAGAACAUCUUGCUCUUGAUUAGCACAUCCAAAAACACCAAGACAAAUAUCCAGUGGAACAGAACCUCCCCUGCCUGGGGAGUUCCGACCACGGUCCCCAGCAGGGUGUUAAUCCACUGUCCCUGGCCCUACUCAGCCUCCAGGUUCCACUUUGCUAGGAGAGAGUGGAGAUGGGAAGACAGGGAAAGGAAGGCAGCAGGAGGCCACAAGUCCACCAGGUCUUCAUGUCAAGAGAGGGAGUAACGUGUCUCCUCAUUGCCCACGGACCCAGCCUCUGUCCAGGCGCCCCUCAUGGCCACAGUUUAACACAAGCUCCCUUGCUCCAGCCAAAUUGAUCUCCCAGUCUUGACCUUACCCAUUCCAAAUGCUCUGCCAGUCCCUGUUCAUCCAAGUUUUAAGUCCUCCACCCUGUUGUAAGAGACUGUUCCGGGUCUCAGUGGUCUCUUGACCACCAUUGUCUCAGAGCUGCCCACUUUGUGUGUGCCACAUGCUGCCUGAGUCACAUGUACAUCUUAUUUCUGCCUCUAGUUUUGUAAGCUCCUGGAGGGCGGAUAACAUCUUAUACUACUCUUGUAUUCUGAUGGCACCUAGUGCAGUGCUGGGCACAGAGUAGGUGCUCAAUAAAGACCUGUUGAAUGAAC